GUAAUUCCUAGUGACAUAAUUACUAUACAGUAAGUACAUCAAGCCAAGGAUUUUGUCACCUUUGUCGUCGUCUUGGCAACCCUAUUCGAUCAUUCAACUUCACCAACUGAAACUCAACAUAACCCAUCAUGCGACCCGCCCUUCGGAAAACUCAAUCUUCACCCAACGGACUCAUCCCAGAUUCUUCUUCCUCCCUUUCCCUUCCUAGUGGGAUUAGCACCCCUGUUCAACCUUCUUCUCCUCCUCCGCUCAUGUCUUCCCACAGCUCUAAAGUGAGCGUUGUUUUACCUGACAAGAUCAAAUUCGUCAAUGAUACUCCGAUGCACUCUUCUUUACACACUCCCAGUGUUGGAGGAGUGGGUUUGCCAAGGACGAGAAGUGGGAGUAGUGGACAAGGAGCUAUAGAGGGAAAGUAUAGGAGGAAAGUCGGAUUUGAAGCUUUUGAAGCUGGUCCUGCUACUUUAUUCGCUUAUACCUGUCAAGCAAAAAGUGAAGGAUAUAAAAGACAUCGGAACACUCGCGUGUUCGCAGUGGCCGUCUCGGCUGAUGAAUCUGGUGAAGAUGCUCUAGAUUGGCUCAUGUCGGAAUUAGUAGAAGACGGUGAUGAAGUGGUAGCUAUCCGGGUGAUUGAAUUGGAUGAGGGAGAACGGACUGAUCCUCAAGCUCAGGAAGAGUUUAGGGAAGAUGCUCAUUCUCUUUUGGCGACUAUUCUAGAUAAGAACAAUGAAGCAGAUGGUAGACGGAUAUCCGUAGUGGUUGAAUUCGUAGCUGGUAGAGUUACUGAAAUGUUACUCAAAAUGAUUGCACUCUAUCGACCAGACUCGUUGAUCGUCGGUACAAAAGGUGCUAAAUCACGACUCCAAUCAUGGGGUAUGGCUCUAGGUGCUCCUGGUAUGGGCUCUGUAUCACGUUACGCAGUUUCUCAUUCUCCCGUACCGGUCAUCGUCGUUCGUCCCGAACGUAAAGUUAAGAAAACGCUUGAGAAAAGACAAAACGAUCCUAAGCGUGGACAAUACGCUGCUAUCGUCGGACCGGAGGGAUUAUCCCUUUCUCGAAGUAGGAGUAGGGGUAGUGCUGGUGGACGAGAGGAUGAUUAAACUUCGUGAUAUUUAUCCCUUACCUAUCUAUAUAAAUGUAUAUCAUAUUUCUUC
Tremella mesenterica DSM 1558 is the source of this 1151-nucleotide messenger RNA. RefSeq lists its product as uncharacterized. The coding region runs from base 129 to 1097 and encodes 322 amino acids. The record is from RefSeq and is a predicted model, not a curated record. The transcript is spliced from 6 exons. Lineage: Eukaryota; Fungi; Basidiomycota; Tremellomycetes; Tremellales; Tremellaceae.